Molecule: messenger RNA, 2186 nt
Organism: Hylaeus volcanicus
Lineage: Eukaryota; Metazoa; Arthropoda; Insecta; Hymenoptera; Colletidae
Gene: ImpL2
Product: neural/ectodermal development factor IMP-L2
Exons: 7
Coding region: 595-1485 (296 amino acids)
Source: RefSeq, a predicted model, not a curated record
UGCUAACUUUCUGGAACCGAUAGUAAGUCACGGUUUACGCCGCUUAUUUCUCGCGAAAUCGUAGAAAAUUCGUCAUCAGCAAUCGUUCGAUUUGAUUCCUUUCGGAUAGAUAAAGUUAUCGUAGUUUUUCGAACUUUGUAAUUUCGAACAACGAAACUUUGAUAAUCAUCGUUGGUUAACGUACGGAAUGAGGUUUUUUCGAAGAAGAAAAAUAUUAAUUUUUCUAAGAAAACAGAAAUUAUUUAAAAAAAAAAAAAAAGAAGGCCAAUUUUCACCCUUGUCGGCGUUUUCGUGUGACGCUGCAUAUUUUCUUAUCGCGGUUUGCGGUUUACUCUGAUAUCACCUCUAGAUUAAGAUACUGUUAAAGGGCUUUGUGGAAAGAGGGCGCGAGAUCGUAGGGAAGAUGCGAAGAUUGUAUAAGAAGUUGCAUCAUUCGGUUUGAAACCUCCUCCCGUGAUGUGCGCUCCUAGAAAGCAUCUCCGGCGCGAGUAUCUUUAUCGAAAAUUAUAUCUGACUGCGGUACCGGGAUUUGAUAUUUCUGCGAGCCUUUCAUCAGCGUGUGACAAUUAUCCGUCGUGAUUUAACGAUACAAAGAUGCAAUCGUCCUCAGCGCUGCUAAAGUUCGUUUACAUUAUCAUAGUGUCGUGUACGGUUUCGGGACAUCCCUUCUCGUUCCUACCGCGGUAUGCCGUCGAACGUGCUGCUGAACGUAGGAGCAUAGGAAAACAAGUAAACAAUCACAGAUCUAAUUUUCUGACACCAUUGGCGGAAUACGGAGCACGAUCGGCCGAACCGAAGCCCGUGGAACCAUGGACCAAAAUCACUCAACAUCCCGUGAACGGCAUCGAGACGACCGUGGGGAGCAGGGUGGAAUUAGAAUGCAAAGCUAGCGGUAGCCCACCACCAGAAAUUCUGUGGUUCACUGGUACCGGAAGUAACGAAGAGCUCGUCGACUACGUUACAGCCAACACGCAUUCCUUGUACGAUCCAUCCGAGGAGUGGAAAGGAGUGGCCAGAAUUAAUUCGAAGCUCGUGAUAGAAUGCGUUACGCCGGAUGAUGCUGGAUUGAUCUACUGUGCGUCGGUUUCGGCGAGAGAAGUAAAGGUAUCCACUCCUACAGUGCUGCUGGUUAAUAGUGAGGAAAGUGGCAACAGCAAUUGCAGCUCUGAAAGUGACCCGACAAUUACGCUGUACUCUCCUACGCGAGUAGCUAACAUCGGAGCGACCGUCGUGCUUCCGUGCAGGGCAAGUGGCAAACCAACGCCAGAAAUUUCAUGGGUGGACAACUUCAAUGUACCGUUAACUCUGUCGACGAAUCUGCGACACAGAGUAUUGGAUAGUGGUGAUUUGUUGAUAGAGGAACUUUUAUGGGAAGACAUGGGCGGUUACACUUGUAAAGCCAAGUCUGGGCAUCGUCAGCAAAUCGUCAGCACAUUCCUCUAUCCAUUACGUCCUGAAACGGAGGUGGACCGAACGGUUAAUUGAAGAAUCAUCACAGUCACUUUCUUAUUGUACAACGUGCGGAACAAACUGGAUAAAAUACGCUAAGUUUCGGUGUUCGUUAACGUCAAAACGGUAUUAUGUUAAUAUAAGCACUAUACAUAUGUAAUUCUAUUACAUACGAUAGAAUUAUAUAUUAUAUGUAAUAGAAUUAUGUAUUGGUACUAAUAACUCGACAACGCGUGCGAGAAUUAGCAACGCUUUAUUUAAUUAUACUAUUAAUGAAAUCUUACUUAAAAAUUUUAUAAAAGAUUUUUGCGUGCCAAAGAAUUUUUUAUAUUCGUACUACUAAUUUUAGUGGAAACAGCGAUGUCAGACUAUUUCAAUAUUUAAUUAAUUAUGUAUUUCGUAAUACCUCUUGAAUGAGGUAUAGUAUAGUUUUUUAACGUAUUAUUUAUUUAUUAUCCGUGUACAGUGGACGCCGAUCGCAGAGGCAGAUAAAACUGAAAGUUACUUCGUUUAAUGUUAAGACUAGUUGUUAAACCAGUGAUUCUGUGAAAAAGAAACAUGUCGCCCUUCAGCCUUGGAUUAUUAUUUCGCUUAUUAUUCACUAGUAUUAAUUAUUAUUGGUUACACAACUUUAGUAUUUCACUCUACCAUUUCUUCGAGACUACCAUAAUCUAGUGUCUACUGUGAAAUGCUAUAUUCUUUUUUUUUAUAAAUAAAUGUAUUUCUUUUCGUACAAA